This is a messenger RNA of Cebus imitator (Panamanian white-faced capuchin), 3458 nucleotides long. It is a transcript of the gene TTLL7, whose product is annotated as tubulin tyrosine ligase like 7. Gene Ontology annotation, biological process: protein polyglutamylation; microtubule cytoskeleton organization. Gene Ontology annotation, cellular component: cilium. The record is from RefSeq and is a predicted model, not a curated record. The transcript is spliced from 21 exons. Gene Ontology annotation, molecular function: tubulin binding; tubulin-glutamic acid ligase activity. Bases 430 to 3093 code for a protein of 887 amino acids. Lineage: Eukaryota; Metazoa; Chordata; Mammalia; Primates; Cebidae.
GCGAAUGGUCUGGCCCGUCGGUAGCUGCCACCCGCUCGGACAGCUACAGCUGUUCCAGGCGCUCCGUGUCGAGCGCCGGAGUCCGGAGCCGUGGCUGCCACGGGCGGUGGGCUGGCGGAGGAGAGCUCCGGACCACCAGCGCAGGCUGCCGAGCCCGGGCGGCGGCCCGCGGGGAAGCUUCGAGGCGCGGGAGCAGCCGGGGGACCGCCUGCAGUGGAGACGCGAGGACUCGGGCUGGGGUUUCCUCACCCUGGUACCGUAUUAUCCCAUAAAUUUGGUAUCCUGAAAUCUGAGGAUUCUACCAAGAUAAUAUGAUAGGAACUUUCAGUGAUUUGGGGCCAUAUCCUACUUAGACUAAUGUGGAAUUUCCAGAUUUCCUGAGAGUUUGGUACAGCAGCACAUACUGCUUGCUAAUCAGCACAGGCAAUAAUGCCGUCUCUGCCUCAAGAAGGAGUUAUUCAGGGAUCCUCUCCCCUGGAUUUGAAUACAGAAUUACCUUAUCAAAGCACAAUGAAAAGGAAAGUCAGAAAGAAGAAAAAGAAGGGAACUAUUACAGCAAAUGUUGCUGGGACAAAGUUUGAAAUUGUUCGUUUAGUAAUAGAUGAAAUGGGAUUUAUGAAAACUCCAGAUGAGGAUGAAACAAGUAAUCUUAUAUGGUAUGAUUCUGCUGUUCAGCAGGAGAAAAUUUCAGAGCUGCAAAAUUAUCAGAGGAUCAACCAUUUUCCAGGAAUGGGGGAGAUCUGUAGGAAGGAUUUCUUAGCAAGAAAUAUGACCAAAAUGAUCAAAUCUCGGCCUCUGGAUUAUACAUUUGUUCCUCGAACAUGGAUCUUCCCUGCUGAAUAUACUCAAUUCCAAAAUUAUGUGAAAGAAUUGAAGAAAAAACGGAAGCAGAAAACUUUUAUAGUGAAACCAGCUAACGGUGCAAUGGGUCAUGGGAUUUCUUUGAUAAGAAACGGUGACAAACUUCCAUCUCAGGAUCAUUUGAUUGUUCAAGAGUACAUUGAAAAGCCUUUCUUAAUGGAAGGUUACAAGUUUGACUUACGAAUUUAUAUUCUGGUUACAUCAUGUGAUCCACUAAAAAUAUUUCUCUACCAUGAUGGACUUGUGCGAAUGGGUACAGAGAAGUACAUUCCACCUAAUGAGUCCAAUUUGACCCAGUUAUACAUGCAUCUGACAAACUACUCCGUGAACAAGCAUAAUGAGCAUUUUGAACGGGAUGAGACUGAGAACAAAGGCAGCAAACGUUCCAUCAAAUGGUUUACAGAAUUCCUGCAAGCAAAUCAACAUGAUGUUGCUAAGUUUUGGAGUGAUAUUUCAGAAUUGGUGGUAAAGACCCUGAUUGUAGCAGAACCUCAUGUCCUGCAUGCAUAUCGAAUGUGCAGACCUGGUCAACCUCCAGGAAGUGAAAGUGUCUGCUUUGAAGUCCUGGGAUUUGAUAUUUUGUUGGAUAGAAAACUAAAGCCAUGGCUUCUGGAGAUUAACCGAGCCCCAAGCUUUGGAACUGAUCAGAAAAUAGACUAUGAUGUAAAAAGGGGAGUGCUGCUAAAUGCAUUGAAGCUACUAAACAUAAGGACUAGCGACAAAAGGAGAAACUUGGCCAAACAAAAAGCUGAGGCUCAAAGGAGGCUCUAUGGUCAAAAUUCAAUUAAAAGGCUCUUACCAGGCUCCUCAGACUGGGAACAGCAAAGACACCAGUUGGAGAGGCGGAAAGAAGAGUUGAAAGAGAGACUUGCUCAAGUACGAAAGCAGAUCUCACGAGAAGAACAUGAAAAUCGACAUAUGGGGAACUAUAGACGAAUUUAUCCUCCUGAAGAUAAAGCACUACUUGAAAAGUAUGAAAAUUUGUUAGCUGUUGCCUUUCAGACCUUCCUUUCAGGAAGAGCAGCUUCAUUCCAGCGAGAGCUGAAUAAUCCUUUGAAAAGGAUGAAGGAGGAAGAUAUUUUGGAUCUUCUGGAGCAAUGCGAAAUUGAUGAUGAAAAGUUGAUGGGAAAAACUACCAAGGCUCGAGGACCAAAGCCUCUGUGUUCUAUGCCUGAGAGUACUGAGAUAAUGAAAAGACAGAAGUACUGCAGCAGUGACAGCAGUUAUGAUAGUAACAGCGGCUCUUCAGAAUCUGACGAAAAUGAAAAAGAAGAGUACCAAAAUAAGAAAAGAGAAAAGCAAGUUACAUAUAAUCUUAAACCCUCCAACCACUACAAAUUAAUUCAGCAACCCAGCUCCAUAAGGCGUUCAGUCAGUUGUCCUCGGUCCAUCUCUGCUCAGUCACCUUCCAGUGGGGACACCCGCCCAUUUUCUGCUCAACAAGUGAUAUCUGUGUCACGGCCAACUUCUGCAUCUCGGUCACAUUCUUUAAACCGUGCUUCCUCCUACAUGAGGCAUCUGCCUCACAGUCAUGAUGCCUGCUCUACCAACUCUCAAGUGAGUGAGUCUUUGCGGCAACUGAAAACAAAAGAACAAGAAGAUGAUCUAACAAGUCAGACCUUAUUUGUUCUCAAGGACAUGAAGAUCCGGUUUCCAGGAAAGUCAGAUGCAGAAUCAGAACUUCUGAUAGAAGAUAUCAUCGAUAACUGGAAGUAUCAUAAAACCAAAGUGGCUUCAUAUUGGCUCAUAAAAUUGGACUCAGUAAAACAACGAAAAGUUUUGGACAUAGUAAAAACAAGCAUUCGUACAGUUCUUCCACGCAUCUGGAAGGUUCCUGAUGUUGAAGAAGUAAAUUUAUAUCGGAUUUUCAACCGAGUUUUUAAUCGCUUACUGUGGAGUCAUGGCCAAGGGCUGUGGAACUGUUUCUGUGAUUCAGGAUCCUCUUGGGAGAGUAUAUUCAAUAAAAGCUCGGAGGUGGUGACUCCUUUGCAGCUCCAGUGUUGCCAGCGUCUGGUGGAACUUUGUAAACAGUGCCUGCUAGUGGUUUACAAAUAUGCAACUGAUACAAGAGGAUCACUCUCAGGCAUUGGUCCUGACUGGGGUAAUUCCAGGUAUUUACUACCAGGGAGUACCCAGUUCUUCUUGAGAACACCGACUUACAACUUGAAGUACAAUUCAUCUGGAAUGACCCGCUCCAAUGUCUUGUUUACAUCCAGAUAUGGCCAUUUGUGAAACAGAAGGGAAGACUGCCAUUGGUUAUACAUAAUAGCAAUUCAUUUUUUUCCCCUGAAGUUGAACAUGCAAAGAACAUGACCAUUAAGUGCUGUUUUAUGUAUAUAAGACAUAUAUAUGUGUGAAAAUAUAUACACAUAUGCACUCAAAUAACAUAUAUUUAUUAUAUUAAAUAAUAUAUGAAAGAAGAAUUAGCAGAACAUGGAAUAUAAGACUUAACCUCUCUGGAAAUGUAAUAAACCAUGUUAAAAUUGUUUACACAAAUAUGUGAAUGUCUAGAACUUGCUAGGUUUAUAAUUAAUUCCUUCCUACUAGAAAUGUUAUUUUUGCUGCAGAGUAUAUAAAAAAAUUGAUCUUGAAGAUCC